AUGGAAAAGGGCUUCUUCAAAGUUUUCAUCCCAGAAAUCAGUACAAAACGACUUAAACUUUCCCCAGGAUAUAUUGAUUACAAGAAUAGAAUGCUACCUAGGAAUGUUUCCCUUAGGGAUAGGUUUGGAAAUAUGUGGCCUAUAGGAGGAACCAAAUCAGGAAAACAUAUUUAUUUUGAACAUGGAUGGGAGAAAUUCAUUGAGGAUAACAUCGUAGAGUUUGGAGACUUCAUUAUUUUUGACUAUGAUGGAACUAGAAUUUUUGACUUUAAACUACUUGGAAGAACUGGAUGUGUAAAGAAAGGAGAUGGAGGUUUAAAAUUUUCUAUGAAGGAGGAGGACGAGAAAGAAAUGAAUGUUGACCAUCAAAAGAGUAUGGAGUUAAAGGAGAAUACUUGGGCUAGAGAUAGCACUAGCAGUUCAUCUUCUAAUGAUAGUGAUGAGGAUAACAUGGUAGAAGAAGAAGAUAAUCGGGACGAGGAUUAUGAAGAAACAAAAAAGGUGCCACCUUCAAAUUGCAUCCAUCUGGAAGAGGAAGAAGAACAAGAGGAGGGGGCAGAGGGAGAAGAGAUUGAAAAAGGCAUCAUGUUCAAAAUGGAGAUAUUUGGAAGAGAAAAAAGAUGA
This is a messenger RNA of Solanum dulcamara, 624 nucleotides long. Its product is annotated as putative B3 domain-containing protein At5g66980. The record is from RefSeq and is a predicted model, not a curated record. Lineage: Eukaryota; Viridiplantae; Streptophyta; Magnoliopsida; Solanales; Solanaceae. The transcript is spliced from 2 exons. Gene Ontology annotation, molecular function: DNA binding. The coding region runs from base 1 to 624 and encodes 207 amino acids.